UUGAUCACUACUACUGAUCACUACAGCUCAAGGAUGAUGGAUGGAAGGCUGAGCCUUGGCUCGACAGUGCGCCUGACCUCUGGGGCUGAGAUACCACAACUUGGCUUUGGUGUCUAUCUGUCUCCACCCGAAGUCACCGAGCGAUCGGUUAAAUGGGCCAUCGAAGCGGGAUAUCGACACAUUGAUUCGGCGCAAUGGUACUUCAACGAAGAGCAGGUCGGUGAAGCUCUUCGAACCGCCAAUGUCCCUCGAUCAGAUCUUUUCGUGACCACCAAGCUUGGUCACCCGGACCAAAUCGAACAUCGAUUACGAGAGAGUGUGGAGAAGAUUCAUCCGGGUGCAGACGGUUACGUUGAUUUGAUGUUGAUUCAUUCGCCCACUGCUGGUCCUGAAGGUAGGAGAGAACAAUGGAAGAUCAUGGAGAGUUUGGUGAAAGAGGGAAAGAUCAAAUCGAUCGGUGUUUCCAAUUAUGGACUCAGACAUCUCAAGGAAAUGCAGGAGUAUGCCAAGAUACCUCCCGCAGUGAAUCAGAUUGAGCUACAUCCAUGGUGCCAGCAAAAGGAUAUCGUGUCCUACUGCCAAGAGCGAGGGAUCGCUCUCGAAGCUUACUCUCCGCUCGUCCAGGGGACUCGAUCUUCCGAUCCAUACCUGACCGCCAUUGCCGAAGAGUGCGGAAAGUCUUGGGCUCAGGUCCUGAUCCGAUGGAGUCUGCAAAGAGGCUUCAUCCCGCUACCCAAAUCCGAUACUCGUUCUCGAAUCAUCGACAACACUGACGUCUUCGACUUUGAGCUCAACGCCACCCAAAUGUCCCAACUUGACAGCUUGGAUCGCGACGAACAUGUAUGCAUCAACAAUACGAAUGUACCAUAG
Molecule: messenger RNA, 870 nt
Organism: Kockovaella imperatae
Lineage: Eukaryota; Fungi; Basidiomycota; Tremellomycetes; Tremellales; Cuniculitremaceae
Product: NADP-dependent oxidoreductase domain-containing protein
Exons: 7
Coding region: 34-870 (278 amino acids)
Molecular function (GO): oxidoreductase activity
Source: RefSeq, a predicted model, not a curated record